UAGUAGAAUGAAUGUUUUAUUUUGAAGAUCCGGGACUCCUCCCAGUACUUCCGUGUUUGAGUCUGUCCUGCGUGUUUCUUGCUUUUGCUGCAGACUCAGGAGUAUCUUGUGGCUACUGUUUUGAGAUAAAUAAUGUCUUUGGAGGUGGAAUCCGCAGACGUGAUCCGUCUGAUUAUGCAGUACUUAAAGGAAAAUAAUCUGCACCGGACUCUGGCCACCCUGCAGGAGGAGACCACAGUGUCUCUGAACACUGUGGACAGUAUAGAGAGCUUUGUGGCAGACAUAAACAGCGGCCACUGGGAUACUGUCCUGCAAGCCAUCCAGUCCCUCAAGUUGCCAGAUAAGACCCUGAUAGACCUUUAUGAACAGGUGGUGUUAGAGCUGAUCGAGUUGAGAGAGUUGGGUGCAGCCCGUUCACUCCUCAGGCAGACCGACCCCAUGAUCAUGCUGAAACAGACGCAGCCAGAGAGAUACAUCCACCUGGAGAACCUGCUGGCUCGCUCUUACUUCGAUCCCAGAGAGGCGUACCCAGAUGGCAGCAGUAAGGAGAAGCGUCGGGCGGCCAUUGCCCAGGCCCUGGCAGGGGAGGUCAGUGUGGUGCCACCCUCUCGUCUCAUGGCUCUGCUCGGACAGUCUCUGAAGUGGCAGCAGCAUCAGGGCCUGCUGCCUCCUGGUAUGACUAUCGACUUGUUCAGGGGUAAAGCUGCUGUUAAAGAUGUGGAGGAGGAGCGCUUCCCCACCCAGCUCUGCAGACACAUCAAGUUUGGACAGAAAUCUCAUGUGGAGUGUUCCCGAUUCUCUCCUGAUGGUCAGUACCUGGUCACUGGAUCUGUGGACGGCUUUAUCGAGGUCUGGAACUUCACCACCGGAAAAAUCAGAAAGGAUCUGAAGUACCAGGCUCAGGAUAACUUCAUGAUGAUGGACGAUGCAGUGUUGUGUAUGGGCUUCAGUCGAGACACAGAGAUGUUGGCCACCGGAGCCCAGGAUGGAAAGAUCAAGGUGUGGAAGAUCCAGAGUGGUCAGUGUCUGAGGAGGUUUGAACGCGCCCACAGUAAAGGAGUAACAUGCGUCAGUUUCUGUAAAGACAGCAGCCAGCUCCUCAGUGCCUCCUUCGACCAGACAAUCAGAAUCCAUGGGCUGAAGUCAGGUAAAACUCUUAAGGAGUUCCGCGGCCACUCCUCAUUUGUGAACGAGGCCACCUUCACUCCAGACGGCCACCACAUCAUCAGCGCUUCCUCGGACGGUACAGUCAAGGUGUGGAACAUGAAGACCACGGAGUGCUCCAACACCUUCAAGCCUCUGGGCACGUCAGCUGGCACCGACAUCACAGUCAACAACGUCAUCCUGCUGCCCAAGAACCCGGAGCACUUUGUAGUGUGUAACCGCUCCAACACGGUGGUCAUCAUGAACAUGCAGGGACAGAUCGUGAGGAGUUUCAGCUCCGGUAAGAGGGAAGGUGGUGACUUCGUGUGCUGCACUCUGUCGCCCCGCGGCGAGUGGAUCUACUGCGUGGGUGAAGACUUUGUGCUCUACUGCUUCAGCACCGUCACCGGCAAGCUGGAGAGAACGCUGACGGUCCACGAGAAGGAUGUGAUCGGCAUCGCCCACCACCCCCACCAGAACCUCAUCGGCACCUACAGUGAGGAUGGUCUGCUGAAGCUCUGGAAGCCUUGAGGUGUUGACCCCAAGCUGAGAUUGGACGUUCUCACACAGCAGCUGCUCUCCUCACUCUGGACACUGCCCUGCCCAUUUUUUUUUUUGUCAUUUUACAUCACUGGGGAGAUCAUUGUCUUUCAAAUUAAUGUGAACUCAAGGUAUAUAUCUUAAUGAUCUCAAUAACACCAACUGCAUGCUUUUUGAAAAUGUGUACAGGUGUUUUUUAAGGUUUUUGAUUUUUUUUUUUUUUUUUUUUUUUUUACAUUGUAGCCGUACAGCUGAAUAUUAGCAACUGAUGGCAGUUUGGGUGUUUUGGAGUGUUUGCACAGGAGAGCCUUAUUUAGCUGAACCUGUAAGUCUGAAAAACUGUUUCCAGGUCGUCCAACAAAGAAGUGAUUUAAUGUGUAUCUUACAAAGCAACUUCAUUUGCUUUUAAGUUUAUGCUAUUUAUGAAUUUGUAAGAGUAGCUGUCAUGUUGGUUAAGUGGUAUAUAUGAUUUUGGGAAGAAACUCUUCAAAAUGUAAAGCAGACAUACAAUUAUUACAAAUACUCUCUGACUGUUCAUUACACAUAUUAAGAAAGGUGCUUCCCAAUUUGUCCAGAUUUUGAAAAAAGUCUGUUUCAUUCAUUCGUCCAUGAUAUUGUUUCAGUUUCAGUUAAAAUAAAUAAGGUUCUGCUGUUCACCACCUGAUUUACAGACAUUCAGUAACUUCUUUUUCUUUCAACUUCAGAGAGAGGAGGGGCGUUGUCAGAUGUUCGGGACGAGGAGUGUAGAUACUAGACUCAGUUCUUGUUUUGAAAAGUCCACUUUUUGUAAAUAUAUUUUUCAUUAGCAAAUUUGUUUUUUCCAAGAAGACCUGGUUAAAUAGUGUUUUGUUGUUUGUGUCUAUUUUUUUCUUCUUUUUAAGUUCCAACAAGAAUUUAAUGACAUCACCUCCAAAAAUUUUUAUAUAUAUUUUGUUUGCUGAAAUAAUUUAGUUCUUUCAACAUGGAGAACCAAAUAAUACAUUCAAUUUAUUGUUAGGCAUUUUUUCCACAGUGAGUACAUGCAUUUGGAAUUAGACUUACCUUAAUGGAUGUACACAUUUCCCACUAAUAUAUCUUGUCUGUGCCAUUAAAGCUAUUUAACCAGAA
Messenger RNA from Siniperca chuatsi (mandarin fish), 2790 nucleotides. It is a transcript of the gene smu1a, whose product is annotated as SMU1 DNA replication regulator and spliceosomal factor a. Lineage: Eukaryota; Metazoa; Chordata; Actinopteri; Centrarchiformes; Sinipercidae. The transcript has 12 exons. Gene Ontology annotation, cellular component: precatalytic spliceosome. The record is from RefSeq and is a predicted model, not a curated record. Gene Ontology annotation, biological process: mRNA splicing, via spliceosome. The coding region runs from base 133 to 1674 and encodes 513 amino acids. Gene Ontology annotation, molecular function: protein binding.